CUUUCAUACUUUAUUAUCACCUUGGCCUUGCUUGAGCCAUUCAGUAAUUAGCCCCAGACAUCCAAGAGGUAUAUCUAAAUGAUCGAAACCUCCCAAAGUUCCGUAGGAGGUGUUAAAAGCAAAGGCCGUGAACACGGGCCGGACGUCAACAAAAGAUGACGUCGGAUUUCAGAUCAGCCCAACCACGCAGCAGUGGCUCUGGCUCGUCGAGAAACCUCCCCAUCCACCCCGGCAAGCAAAAAACUCCCGCACAAUCACCAACACAAAUCCAAAACCAGUCACCGCACGUGGUAGACCCUUUCCUCUCUGACUUUUUGAACCCUUCCUUUGACCCCGUGGCAUACCUCAACUCCGUCCUCCCGCCCCUGCAGACCAGCAGCAGCGGCCGCCCCUCUGCAGCGGCGUCUGCGCGCCAGCCGGUAGGCUCCGGGGGCGGCAGCACUGCGUCGAAGCCCGUGCCGCUGGCCGAGCUCUCGUCGCAGGCCCAGGCCCAGAUCAACCAGCUCAACAUCCACACCACCCGUCUGGCCGCCACCCUCACCCAGCUGACCGACGACAUCCUCCGCAGCGGCAGCCGGCUCGCCUACGAGGUCGAGCUGUUGCGGGGCGAGACCCUUGGGCUGGCCGAGACUCUGACCGAGGGGCUGAGCCAGGACGUCGCAAAGUUUGUGCCCGGAGGUGUGGGAUCCGCCACAACCGCAGCGGCCAGGCAGCCUCCAAGGGCGACGGCGGCUACGGCGCAUGAGGACGAUUCGGGGCAGCGCGGCGAGGGGGAGCAGGAGGAUGCGGCCGGGCCCAAGCCGUCCGACCCGCCCUACAUCGCGCAGCUCCGAACCUUGACCCUCGUCAGGUCGCGGCUGGAGUCGGUCAUCAAGACGUUUGGCGACGCCAUGGAGUUUGUCUUCCCGCCGUCUGAGGUGUCGGUCAGCUCAGGGUUCCUGUCCGUCUCCGCCCCAGACCCCGGCAAGGAGGCGCACAGCACCGAAGAGAAGGGCCAGCAGGUGCUACGGGACCUGCGGGAAGAGAUAUCCGGGCUUCUGGCCGUGUCGGAUCCCAAGGGUAUCGAGGACGCUGUUCACCGCAUAGAAGGCCUCAAGGACCUAAACAAGGUUUGGCAUGGUACGGCUGAAGAGAAGGGUCGGACCAGGUUCCUGGAGAACCUUGCGAAACUGGUUGAGGACCGGCAUCGUGAGCUGCUAAGGGACCUCGAACAGGCCAAGAGGGAUAUCGAGAGAUCUGAUUCUGUCGCAGGCGGAGGCAGUUCUGCAAAGAAGACGACAACUGCCACUACUGCGAAUGCUAGCGAAAGUAGGGGCUACGGUGGAGGAUAUGGCUUUAUUAGCCAGCUGCAAAAAAUUCGGGGUGGGUUGUGAGGUUCCGAAAAUCAUGUAUUUUAUCGGGCCAUAUAUGUAACAGAUGAAUGAAAUAGUCAGCAAGGCCACCCACUGUGAGAUCACGCGUAUGUGAUCAGCGACCCUUUCUUCUUUUCUUCUUUUUUUUCCUAAGUCAUGUUUGCC
Messenger RNA from Pyricularia oryzae 70-15, 1517 nucleotides. RefSeq lists its product as uncharacterized. The coding region runs from base 156 to 1373 and encodes 405 amino acids. The record is from RefSeq and is a predicted model, not a curated record. Lineage: Eukaryota; Fungi; Ascomycota; Sordariomycetes; Magnaporthales; Pyriculariaceae. The transcript has a single exon.